Messenger RNA from Microplitis demolitor, 1362 nucleotides. Its product is annotated as methyltransferase-like protein 25B. The record is from RefSeq and is a predicted model, not a curated record. Lineage: Eukaryota; Metazoa; Arthropoda; Insecta; Hymenoptera; Braconidae. The transcript has 3 exons. The coding region runs from base 6 to 1355 and encodes 449 amino acids.
AAAAAAUGUUGAAAGAUUUCGAAAAUUAUUUUGAAAAUACUAUUAAUUUAUUUGAUGAAUUUCAAUGGUUGUUUAAAUAUCCAGUUACUAAAAUCCUCGUUGAAAAUUUUUUAAACAAAUUUCCGGAUGAUUGGUUACAAGUUUUGCGACAACUAACGACAGAGGAGUUAAAUGAUCUUGUUAAUGGUAAAUUUGUAAAUGAAAAUUGGCCACCAUCACUUGUGUCAUUUGUUAAUAAAUGUAAUAUAAUUAAUAAAUUACCACAUCCACCUACACUUCCGCCUAAAUUAUCUGAACAACUUCCGAAUGCAUUUAAAACUGGACUGAGUCAAAAAAAACAGUAUGAAAUUUUGAAUCUGGCUAAAUUGAUUAACGACAAGUGCUUGGAAUAUAAUAUACAGACAAUUGUUGACUUUGGAUCAGGUUUAGGGUAUAUUGGUCAGCUAUUAAAUUAUUUAUAUGACUACAAAGUGAUUGGAUUAGAAUCAAAUUUAAAUAACGUGAAAAUCGCUGAAAAACGUCAGCACUCAUUAUAUCCAGAAUCAAUAGAAAAAGUUAAAUUUGUAAAUAUAAAAAUAACAACAAAUGAUUCUGAUGAAGAAAUAAAAAACAAAAUAAAACUUUUGACAAACGACGAGGAAUUCUGUCUUAUUGGUUUACAUGCAUGCGCUGAUUUGAGUGUAACUGCAUGUAAAUUAUUUUCAAAAAUAGAAAUGGCAAAAUUAUUGAUAAUUGUCUCUUGUUGUUAUCAUAAAUUGGAAGUUAAUGAUUAUAAUAAAUUUAUAAAUUUUCCAGUAUCACAGACACUGAAAAAUGUUAUAAAUAAUAGUAAUAAUAAUUGUAAUUAUAAAGAAAUUUUACAUAGGCCUUUUUUAAGACUUGCAUGUCAAGAACCAGCAAAUCGAUGGGAUAAAAUGUCGAAAGAUUUACAUGACAAACAUGCGUUUUGUGUUUUAUCACGAGCAGUUAUUGAACUGUUUACUUAUGAAAAUAAUAUAACUCUUACUAAAUGUGUAAGGAAAGCGACAAGAAAAUCUCAAUGUAAAAACUUUGAAACUUAUUUACAAGAUACCAUAGAGCGGUAUUAUUUCAAUGGAAAUUCAAUAUCGAAUGACGGUGAUAACAAAAAAUUUAUGGAAACCAUAAUGAAAUUAUGGGAAUCGCAUGAGGAUAAAAUGAAUGAUGUAGAAAUUUAUACUGGAUUACAAUUAUUGUUACAAGCACCAGCGGAAUCGUUAGUUUUAUAUGACCGAUAUUGUUGGUUAAUUGAAAAUAAUUAUUCAUCCGAAAUAGUUGCUGUUUUAAGUAAUGUUAUUUCGCCAAGAUGUUAUGCGACUGUUGGAAUUAAAAAAUAACAUUUAU